AGCGGUCGGUCGCUGGUUUUGUUCUCCACCAAGGGCUCAGAAUUCACCGGUAAACGGGGACGCUCUCUCUGGAAUACUCGCAGACACAGGUACACGGAGCCGUGGACAAGGAGAAACAAGGGCCCGUCAUGUCCCAGUCCCAGCGGUUUUUGGUCACCGCUGUUCAUAGCCGGAUAGACGAGCGUGAAACUGAUGGGAUGCAGAACAAGGACAGUAACGGCACCAGUGCCACGCAGGAGGAGAGCUCCGUGCCCAUACUGGAGUACCUCCGGGAACCCAAUAGAUACGGAGAUGGCGUUCCUAAAGAAAGCAGCCCUUUUAUCAACAGCACAGAUAUUGACAAAGGAAUCCUAUAUGAAGGGAAAAACUUGGCACUUUUUGAGGAGGAAAUGGAUAGGAAUCCAAUGGUCUCCUCCCUGCUUAACAGACUGGCGAACUAUACCAAUCUCACUCAGGGAGUCAGAGAACACGAGGAGGCAGAAAACAGUGAAGAGCAGAAAAAGAAGGAAGUUAAGGCUCCUCGAAUGGGUACUUUUAUAGGUGUCUAUCUGCCAUGUCUACAGAACAUUCUGGGAGUUAUCUUGUUCCUGCGCUUGACGUGGAUUGUGGGUACAGCAGGAAUCUUUGGAUCUUUCUGGAUUGUCUUCAUGUGUUGUGCUUGUACCUUGCUAACCGCAAUAUCGAUGAGUGCCAUAGCAACAAAUGGUGUGGUGCCAGCUGGAGGAUCCUACUACAUGAUUUCAAGGUCCCUGGGUCCAGAGUUUGGAGGGGCUGUGGGUCUGUGCUUUUAUCUGGGAACAACAUUUGCUGGGGCCAUGUACAUCCUGGGAACAAUUGAGAUUCUGCUGACCUACAUUGUUCCAAGUGCAGCUAUAUUCAAAGCAGAAGAUCCCAACCAAGAAACCCAGGCCAUGCUGAAUAACAUGAGGGUGUAUGGCACGUGUACAAUCGCAUUGAUGGCCACAGUGGUAUUUGUAGGAGUCAAGUACGUCAACAAACUGGCUCUUGUUUUCCUGGCCUGCGUCAUCCUUUCCAUCUUCUCUAUCUAUGCAGGGGUCAUCAAAAGUGGCUUCAGUCCACCAGACUUUCCCCUCUGCCUGCUUGGAAACAGAACAUUAGCCUGGAAAGACUUUGACAAGUGUGCAAAGGUUGUAACUGAAGGUAACCAGACAGUGACGUCUCAACUCUGGCAGUUCUUCUGUGACGGGUCCUCUCUCAAUGCAACUUGUAAUGAAUACUUUAAACUCAACAAUGUCACAAAGGUUCAAGGGAUACCUGGGAUUGCUAGCAAAGUAAUAUUUGACAAUAUCUGGAGUAAUUAUGGACCCCAAGGAGAAAUGUUGGAAAAGCCAGGACUGCCAUCUACACCUGCCUCAGAAGAUGAAACGAACGUGGGACUGCCAUAUGUGUUCAGUGACAUAGCGACCUACUUCACCAUGCUGGUUGGCAUCUAUUUCCCCUCUGUGACAGGUAUCAUGGCAGGUUCAAAUAGGUCUGGAGACCUAAAAGAUGCCCAGAAAUCCAUCCCUACUGGAACAUUACUAGCAAUUAUUACAACCUCUUUCAUUUACUUGUCGUGCAUUAUCUUGUUUGGUGCUUGCAUUGAAGGUGUCCUCUUGAGGGACAAGUUUGGUGAGUCGGUAAAUGGCAAUCUUGUCAUUGGGAUUCUGGCUUGGCCUUCUCCCUGGGUUAUUGUGAUCGGUUCUUUCUUCUCAACAUGUGGUGCCGGUCUCCAGAGUCUCACCGGGGCUCCUCGGUUAAUGCAGGCAAUUGCCCGGGAUGGGAUAGUCCCUUUCCUACAGGUCUUUGGCCAUGGGAAAGCAAAUGGUGAACCAACAUGGGCCCUCCUUCUCACUGCUGGCAUUUGUGAGAUUGGGAUUUUGAUUGCUUCCCUCGAUAGUGUGGCUCCCAUUCUUUCCAUGUUCUUCUUGAUGUGCUACAUGUUUGUGAACCUGGCAUGUGCUCUACAGACACUCUUGAGGACACCCAAUUGGAGGCCACGAUUCAAGUAUUAUCACUGGACCUUGUCUUUCCUGGGUAUGAGUUUGUGUCUUGCCUUGAUGUUCAUCUGUUCUUGGUAUUAUGCACUGGUCGCCAUGUUGAUAGCAGGAUGCAUCUACAAGUACAUUGAAUAUCGAGGAGCUGAGAAGGAAUGGGGUGAUGGGAUCAGGGGCCUGUCUCUAAAUGCAGCUCGAUAUGCUUUGCUCCGAUUGGAAGAUGGUCCAACUCACACAAAGAACUGGAGACCCCAACUGUUGAUUUUGCUCAACCUCGACCCAGAACAGAAUGUAAAGCACCCUCGACUGCUGUCACUCACCACACAACUCAAAGCUGGCAAGGGAUUGACCAUUGUUGGCUCAGUGCUGGAAGGUACAUUCCUGGAGAGGCACUCAGAGGUGCAGAAUGCCGAGCAGAAUGUUAAGGCUUUGAUGGGAGUGGAGAAGACCAAAGGUUUCUGCCAUGUGGUGGUAUCUUCCAACCGGCGAGAUGGAGUAUCCCACUUGAUCCAGUCCUCUGGACUGGGAGGAAUGAAACACAACACUGUAUUGGUGGCAUGGCCGGAAUUAUGGAGGCAAACAGAUGGCCCAGGAGGCUGGAAAGGCUUUGUUGACAUGGUGCGUGAAACAACAGCUGCUCACCAAGCACUGCUGGUGACCAAGAACAUAGAUAAGUUUCCGACAAAUCAGGAGCGUUUUGCUGGAGGCACCAUCGACGUUUGGUGGAUUGUACAUGAUGGGGGAUUGCUUAUGUUGCUGCCAUUCCUCCUCAGCCAACACAAGGUUUGGAGGAAGUGCAAGAUGCGCAUCUUCACCGUAGCCCAGAUUGACGACAAUAGCAUCCAGAUGAAGAAGGACCUGCAACUGUUCCUCUACCAGCUCCGGCUUGAUGCUGAGGUAGAGGUGGUGGAAAUGCUCGACAAUGAUAUUUCAGCCUUCACCUAUGAGCGGACCCUGGUGAUGGAGCAGAGAUCCGAGAUGCUGAAACAAAUGCAGCUCUCUAGGAAUGAGAGGGAACGAGAGAUUCAGAGCAUUACUGACGAGUCGCGCGGUGCUACAAUAAGGAAGAAUUCCGCUCGUCCGUCUUUGGAAUUCCAGCCCAUGGAUCUUGAUGAUGUUCCUAAAGAAGAGGCCCAGCUGAUACAUGACAAGAAUGCAGCUGCUCACUCCUCUGGGACUGACAGGCUUACAGUUCCUCCUGAAAGAGUGCACAUGACCUGGACUAAAGAGAAAAUCAUAGCUGAAAAGAACAAAAGUAAAGAGUCCGUAUCACCAGAAGGUGUGAGGGAUAUUUUUAACAUGAAACCAGAAUGGGGAAAUCUGAAUCAGUCCAAUGUCAGGCGGAUGCAUACUGCAGUAAGACUCAAUGAGGUUGUUGUUAACAAAUCCCAGGAUGCCAGACUUGUGUUACUGAAUAUGCCCGGUCCCCCUAGAAACAGACAAGGGGAUGAAAACUAUAUGGAGUUCUUGGAGGUGCUGACUGAGGGCUUGAACCGAGUGCUGAUGGUGCGAGGUGGUGGCAGUGAAGUGAUCACCAUUUACUCCUAGACCUACAACCCAACAGCUUGGCUUGAAGCAUAUUUACCGAUUGGUGCCAACAAAUUUCAUCAGUGACAUGGGGGACAGGGAGCUUUUGUAUUUCAUCUGCUGCUGGUAUUUUUGGUAAUGACAGAAGACAAGAGCAUCCUGACAGUGAAGAGACUCCACGGGUGUUCUUUCCCAUGACUCCAGAUGACUGGAGUCGUUGCUGCACUUUCCUUAAUGAAAGCAAAAAACUUGCACUUCAAAGCUUGUUUUAUGUUUUCAUUUCACUCUCUGAACAGUUCUUUAUAAACUCUGUAGUCUAAAUGUGUACCACUGUCAAUAGUGCUGGUAUGUUAAAUGGUACAAGUAGAGAACGGUUAUACCUCUGCUUUCUGCAGAUAUAGACUGGUCAAAACAGAAUGGUACAAAAAAGAUGGACUAUUUUGGGGGGGAGAAAUUAUUCAUUCUGCCUGUGUUUUGAUUUUGUUAUAUAAAUGAGUGUGCAAUCCUUAUUGUGUUUUCUCAAGUCACCCUUAGUUUUGCUGGACGAGCAGACUUGCUGUGCAGGCAGCCUCUAUCCAGGCACUUGCCAGUAUUGACCACCGGGAGGCCCUCCUGCUCUUUUUAUUCCAAGUAGCUUUGGACAUGUCACCUUCAUUCGGAAGUGGUUCGAUUAAAAAAAAUGGGGAGAAAUGAGAGGUCUAUCUAACCUUUAGCGAGUCCACCAUGCUGCUUGUGGGCACUCCCUAUGAUCUUGUGACACAUCGCUCUCAUUUCUUUGAAAGUUUCUCUAAUUUGUUGCAGUAGGAUAGGCUUAAUUUCUCCCUAUUUCCACAAAUAUGCACAUCGUGUUGCAGAUUAAGUGAAUUUUAAUUUUAGGAAUGUAUUAUUUAAUAUUUUGUCAGAUACAUUUUCUACAAAUGGAAAAACCAGCACUAAAAGAAAGAAUUUGUGUAUCUAACUAAAUGCAUUUAGAGUGCUGUUUCUUAAUCAAGAUUAUAAUUUAUUACUUUGUGACCAUAGGGAGAAAUGCAUUGAGUAUUUACCCACUGUUUGUCCCCACCCUAGAGUGGAUGCAGGCAGAUAUCUCUUACUUAAGCAGUUCUCAUUUAGUGUGUGCAAUCAUACUUCCAGGGCUUUUCUUCAUUUUACAACUAAAGUUUUAUGAACAACUGAGUAUUAAAUUAACAUAAUCUGCAAAAUUCCCCACAGAAUUCUCAUUAACAAACAUUAAGAAAUGUGCUGCCUUCUGUUUCUACAUUCUAGGCCCACACAGUCAUUUGUGUGAUUUUUGUACACGGCCAUACCAAUUCGGACAGUCUAUCCCAGUGACCAUAUUCACUUGCAGAAAUUACCAACUGGAGGCAGUGGGUUUUACUGCAGAGGUUUCUGGACCUAUUGGAUCAAUUUGUAUUGCUCACUGUAAACCAACCAUUGGUUCCUCCUGAAGCCCAGUGCUGUCCUAUUGCAUUUGAAGAUCAUUAAACAUUUUGUUAAGAUGCUGAGGAAAGAUUUUUCAAAGCCUGUUUUGCGGAUUGAAGCAAAACAGAUACAGACACCCUCAGUAAUUUCCCACACCCUAGUCUUCCUUGUCUGAUGUGGUCUGCUUCUCAAUAUGCACCUGCUCCAUUGUCAGCAGUCAAAGCCUGGCUGUUGCUGUCAGCUCAGACCACCGCUUACCUGUACCAAUCUAGACUUGGCUGUCUCAGUGAGGUUUACCAGAGUUUGUAUAGGCUUGGCUUCCCCCCCACCCCCACCUACUCUCACCAGGGCCCAAUUACACUGCUGCCGCCUUUUGUACUAUCUCAGAGCUAAUUCUCUCUUCCCCUGGCCUCUUGUACUGCCACACUCCAGUGCAAGCAGCUGCCCAGCUGACGCUAGUUCAGUCUCUCUUUGGAGAUGAGAUUUUCUCCCUCAUAUCUGCGCCGUAUUCCAUUAUGGCGGUGUCUAAUCUUGGAGCACUUUGCACUUCCCUGUGUUUGGUUACAGAUCUGAAUGUGGUUGGACUUCUACUGCAACCCUGAACAGAAUUCUGCAACCUGCUAUGUAAACUAAACUGUAAUAUUUUCAUUGUUUCUGUUAUUGCAAUUUUUGUUUUUUGAAAUGAAUUAAUAUCAGAGCUGCAGGGUUAAUUGUAAUGACUUGUUCAUGUAAGCCAUCACCGUAUGGAUUAGAUAUGAAACCCGAUGUUUCAAAGAUGGCCUGGCUAAAACAUCUGAAGACUCACUGCAGUCAGUCUCUGACUUGCCCACCAUACCUGCAGAACCACCACCAUCCUUGUGGUAAACUGCAUGGGUCAGAAACUGAAAUGUAUCUGUGGUUGCAUUGUGUGCCAUUUUGCCUUUUGUGGAUAUGGGUUCCAUGAGUUAAAAAUCAUGGAAACAUGCUAUGAAUUUUUAUUCAAAAUGUGUAAAACUUGCAUUCUGAUUGCUCCUCACUCUUGGUUGUGGGCUUUUUUCAGCUAUGGUGAAACAAAUCCCAUUAUGUGGGAUGUGGAAAAUAGAAUUUCACCAGCAAUGCUCCACCUUAUUAAGAGAUCAGUGUGGUAGUUCCAAUAAUUUAAGUGUCAAUUUCUAACUUGUAGACACGCUGCUCAAACAGUUACCAUGAGGAAUGAACCCAAGUUAGAAUUAGUCAAUUGAAGAUGUAGAAUAGAUACAGAUUUGUCUUGCUCAUUUCGAAUAUUUUCAUUGUAGUGGAUAUAACUCUGUGCACUGUUUAUUAAAUUUAAUACUCACAUUCAUUCUGAUCUGCUGCUGGUUUGGAAACAAACUUCUUUCUCUGAUGCUAUUAUAUCUAUUGUCCUUUUUUUUAAAACCCAAAGCAAUAUGAGUAGUUUUCCUCACUAAGAGGUGGAGGACCUCUUGUCACCCUCCUUUCAGUAGGAGAGAUGGAGAUGUUGGCCCUCACAAGCCUCCGUACAGCGAUCUUCCUUAUACUAAUGCAAUAGGUUGCGUAGAGUCUAUCGUUCAUGUUGUGAUUCGGAGAGUGUUAUCUGUGCCUGAAUAGAUUUGGGAUAUGGGGAUCUGGCUUCCUGAGGAGCAGCAAAAACAUUGAACAGAAGAGGGAUUUGCUCUAAUCCAAGUAUGAUGUUAUGAAAGUACUUGGGGUGAGAUUGCAUAUCUCAAAUACCUUUUGUUGUAGUCCUGUGCAAUUGGGACCAGUGCUGUGGAAUUCCAGGUUAAAACCAAACUUGGAAUGAGUCUGCACAAAUUUAGUGGAAUUGCUCUUUUUCGCAUGCCAAGAAUGAUUUUAAUUUGAAAAUCACAAGCAGUAGCUGCACCAUUUGACUAUUACAAAGUAGUUAAUCUUGUUAUUUUCACACUGGUUAUGGUAGGUAAUUUAUGUGGGUUAUCUUUUACUUUUAAAAUUUUUUUUCUUGUGAAUAAGUUUUUUGAAAGGUGGGAUUUACACUGGAAAAACAAACUUCAAUAAAAAGAGUAAUUUUCUUUCAGGAGGUUUUGCCCCACUAUGUUCUUGGAGGGAGGUGGUGUGUAAGGAACAGGGUUUGUUGAAAAACUGGAAUAGAUGAAAGUAAAACAACAUUUGUUCCAAUUUUUUAUAUAUAUAUAAAUUACAAAAUAUGUACUUAACUUGACAUUUGUAAAAUGAAAUUGCUGGCCUUUUCAAUCUUGUACCAUUCUUGAAUGAUGGUAAAACACAAUGUGUAAUAUAUCCAGUUGAAGCUAUUGCACUGUUGUAUUUUUAUUACUGUACUAGGAGUAUGGUUUCCUACAAGUAGAAUACUGUGUACAAAUGUUGUAUCCCUUAGUAUUUUCAGUCUGAAUUGACAUUGGUAAUGAAUUAUUACAAACUAAAUCCACACAUGCCAAAUAGAUUCAGUCUGAAGCAUUGUCUCAAAAAGUUUAUUUUUUACUGCGUAGAUGUUAAUAUAAAGCUGUUUAAAGAUGAUGUGAGGGUUACUGCCUCAUCCAAAAUUUGAAGCAUAACCUUCACACAUGUAAAUGCCAUAUCACAUUUCAUACCACUGUAAGUUAUCCAUAGCCUCUCUUUUGUUUUACAAAUUAUUAUUUACACCCAUUUUUGAUCUGAUUUGUAGUUCUGGGAAAGUGGGGAUUUAUUUGAUGAAUAUGGAUUUCCUACACACAAGAGCCUCACUGGAGUCUAUCUAUUUUUGUUUUGGUCUCAACUUAGACAUUGUCUUUUAUAUUUAAUCAUGCUGUAACUUAAUAUCUAAAAUAAAAUUUUGAGUUCAUUUGAAUAAAAGCUACUCAAGU
Molecule: messenger RNA, 7759 nt
Organism: Pristis pectinata (smalltooth sawfish)
Lineage: Eukaryota; Metazoa; Chordata; Chondrichthyes; Rhinopristiformes; Pristidae
Gene: slc12a7b
Product: solute carrier family 12 member 7b
Exons: 26
Coding region: 129-3545 (1138 amino acids)
Biological process (GO): potassium ion homeostasis; potassium ion import across plasma membrane; chemical synaptic transmission
Cellular component (GO): membrane
Molecular function (GO): potassium:chloride symporter activity
Source: RefSeq, a predicted model, not a curated record